Teleopsis dalmanni is the source of this 1523-nucleotide messenger RNA. Its product is annotated as protein preli-like. The transcript has 4 exons. Bases 408 to 1109 code for a protein of 233 amino acids. Gene Ontology annotation, molecular function: phosphatidic acid transfer activity. Gene Ontology annotation, biological process: phospholipid transport. Gene Ontology annotation, cellular component: mitochondrial intermembrane space. Lineage: Eukaryota; Metazoa; Arthropoda; Insecta; Diptera; Diopsidae. The record is from RefSeq and is a predicted model, not a curated record.
CUGUUCAUUGCAUGUAUUUGAUCACGUUUCUUUAUUGAUAGGGAAUUUUCAAAAUUAUUUUAUACUAAAAGUGAGAGUGUGCGGUUUUGUUAAAAAGCCGUGAAAUGAAAAAAUAAAUUAAUACAACUGUUAGCGGAUGUUUUAGUAGCAUUGCUGCUAAACACCCGACUUUGAAUUAAUUUUUGCUAUUUUUAAUUAAUUUAGUUCAGGGACAAACUGCAUAACAGUAGCGAAAGUGUUAGCCGGUUCAUAAAGUUAUCGAACUUGUAAGAAACAUUUACAUGGAACAAUUGCAUUUAUUAACUCAGACGAAACUAAAGAAAAAUUAAUUUAAAAUUCCAUGUCAGUAAACAUUAAUAACAUAAUUUGAGCUGGUCUUAUACAUAAAUAAAAGUAAAAAUCCAAUAAUGAGCACCGCAUCACAAUAUAAAAUGGAAACAGUGUUUGAUUACACUUGGAGAGAAGUUGUUGUUGCUUACUGGAAUCGUUAUCCGAAUCCCUCAAGCUCACAUGUUCUCACGGAGGAUACUAUUCGUCGAGAAGUACGGGAAGGCAAACUAUAUUCUCGGCGUUUGUUGUCUAAAACCAAUCCAGUACCUAAAUGGGGAGAGCGAUUUUAUAAGAAUGUGCCAGUUAAAAUUAUAGAAGAUUCAGUACUCGAUCCAAAAAAGAAAACGCUAAUUACUUUUACAAGAAAUAUAGGUUUUAAAAAAAUAAUGAAAGUGGAUGAAAUAGUUGAGUACAGCGAGUUAUCAGAUGGACGCACACUAGCAGUAAGAAAAGCCUUCAUUAGUUCGCAAGUGUUCGGUUUUUCGCGUGCAAUACGUGCUUUUGGUAUUGAACGUUUCAAAUCAAAUUCCAAUAAAGCUGCAAAUGGAUUUAAUUAUGUCCUACGCAAGAUGUUCCCGAAACAUGUUUCUGCAUCUUUAGCAACACAAUACGCGACCACAGAUUAUGCCAACACAUCGAAAAAUGAACAAAAUGCUUUAUUGCCUAUAAGUUCUACUUUGAGCAAAAGCGAAUCUAUUAAAAAGGCUACUAAAACUAGUUAUGAAAUUUUGAAGUCAUAUGCUGGCAAACUGGCGCAAAUAUUUUCUAUACGAAAUUAAACCAAUACUACAGUUAACUAAUACUACAGUUCGUCAUUCUAAAAUUUAUAGAAAAUGUGCAGAUAUAAUCUUUGAACAUAACUUUGGCUGGUGUUUAAAAAUAGUUUUAGUAGAUUUGUAUGUAAGUCAAUUAUAUUAUACUACAUUAGUGUUGAAUGCAAUACCUUAACGGUACUAUUUAAUAUUGCCAGCUAUGGUAGAUAUACACAAAUAAACUGUCGACAAAGUACGUAGUCCGAUUACAAAUAAUAACAUAUGUAAAUUUAUAUUAGAAAAUAUAUGUUUUCAUUCCAACAAUAUUUGUACCAAUCGAUUAUAUUUUGAACUAAAUAUAUUGUUUUCUUGUAAAUGUAUUCCUUACUUAAAUUGGCAGUAUAAUGUAUUUUAAUGUAAUAGAUAAGAAAUUUUAAAUUA